This is a messenger RNA of Lactuca saligna, 366 nucleotides long. Lineage: Eukaryota; Viridiplantae; Streptophyta; Magnoliopsida; Asterales; Asteraceae. The record is from the annotation of a GenBank genome assembly.
AUGAAGAACCAAAUAAUUGAUAACAAUGAACAUGAAGAGCCUGACAAACAUGAGCUGAAAAGAAGAAAAGAUUGUGAAGCUCAGAUGGAUGAGCACCAAAGAAUCAUUCACGAGGCUGAAGAGAAAGAAAAUUUCGAAUGUGAAGCUCAGUUGGAACCGGUUGCAUCUUUUGAUCUUCAAAAUACACAAGAUUUGCAGUUGGAUCUUCUGAUCACACCUAUAGCCUUCAUGUUUAGUAGUUUUGUGAAAGUUGUGAAUGUUCUGGCAACAGACAACGGUGCAGAUCACUUGCUUUUCUCAUUAUACCUAAAGCACAUGAAGCCGCAGUAUGAAACGUGGAGUGCAAGCAAAAUUACAGUUGUGUAG